GAGCGGGGUAUGAGGGUCAUUUGUUGCACUCGUUCAGUCCCAGCCUCGCCUGCUAUACAGACUGUCUCUUCCUCAUUGCUUUUCAUAAGUCCGGCACUCCAAGAUGGCUACUGGCAUCGAAGCAGCCAGUUUCGUUCUGGCCAUUUUGCCACUGCUGGUAAAUCAGCUUGAAGAUUACGUCCAGGGGUUCGAUAAAUUGGCACAGCUCGGAUCGAAAAGACACCAGAGAGAUAUGCAAACCAAACACAAUACCUUGAAAGCUGAAAUGGCGAUCCUUCUCAAUACAAUUCAAAUCGCCGUGGACGGAAUCACUCAGUAUGAAUUUGGCGAUUGGACCAGCAUUUCCGAUUCCCAGUUCUGGACAGACGACAAUAUACAGCAAAAACUUGAGCGGAAGCUCGGAAGUAGCUAUGAUCUAUUUAUAAGCUUAACAAAUGAGCUAAAGGACCAGCUAGAAAGGCUAUCCGCGAAGUUGGGCGUGGGUGUUGGCAGAACUGGCAGAGUAUGCAUCCGCAUUUUCUUCUUGAGUGGCCGUUACAAGGAUCUUUUCGAUCAGAUCGGGUCUAGUAACAGGCGUCUACAAACCUUGGUAGGGCAAUGCAAACAGAUUAGGGAGAUAAGCGCAAGAAGCGCCGUAUCCCAAGAAUCGCUAGCGCGACACCAAAAAGGGCGUCAAUUAGCAAGCAGCCUGCAUAAUGCGAUCAUGAACGGGGUUUACUGGCAAUGUGUUUGCAAGACUCAGCAUAGACUUUACUUUACGUUUGACUCCUUAAACACUCCAUGGACUCGUGACCCGUCCAGCAAGCCGAAUUCUGAUGCCAUUAAAUUUGAGAUGGAGAUCCUGACUUUGGAGAACCCUAAUCGCUGGCACGAAGUCGAGGCUAAACCAGAUAAUAAUAGUCUCCCGCAAGAACUGUGUCGUGAUAGCCAUGCUACGUCAAGCCAGCAAGGGCUAUCAACUGAUGGAAACAUACUCAACAUCAGCUUCCCCCAAGGAAUUUCAGGUACCGAACAAGGAACCGUCAUUGGAGCCCAAGACCUGCCGGCCGCAGUUCAGAUCACCAAUAUGUGCGUUUCACUGUCGGCCGUCGGUAUCAACGAGAGCAAUGAGAUGCUUCUUGGGUACGUGACAGACACAAAGCACAAACAUAAUAUAUACCAUCUGCGAAGCAAUGCAGAGAGCGUACGGAACCUAUAUUCCAAAUCUCUUGAAGAGUUAUUUGCGAUACUGUCCUCAUCUUCUGAUGUUGCUGUCCAAAAAAUCUUUACGGUUCAAGAUCGUUUGAAAAUCGCGGUAGAUCUUGCAUGUGCAGUUCUUCAGUUUCACGGGAGCUGGCUCAAAAGAGAGUGGCGAGCUCGAGACAUCAAGGUCUUCAAAGAUCCACGCGUCUCAGAACCUGAAGACGUACCGGUACCCGUACCCUAUAUUGAGUGGGACCUGAAUACCGAGCCCAGUCAGGUGCAGGCGAGCGAACCUUUCAUCCAUUUGGGGUUCGUACUGGUGGAGCUGUCUCAGUGUCAGACUCUGGAGGCGUUAAAGACAGGGGAAGAUCAUGAUGAAGUGCAGGUUGUGGCUAAUCGCAACACGGCACUCCGCCUUCUACCAUUUGUGGAGACGAAAAGCGGGCGAAGCUAUCGCCAAGUGACAGAACAAUGCUUGAAUUGGCCGAAUUGUACACUUGACAACGAUAAUAUCUCCAAGGCAGUUCGGUCAAUUAUUGCGCCUCUAGUGGGAUACUGGAGGAUACUCAAAGGGCCAGAGCAUCCACACUGA
This is a messenger RNA of Aspergillus vadensis CBS 113365, 1774 nucleotides long. RefSeq lists its product as uncharacterized. Bases 104 to 1774 code for a protein of 556 amino acids. The record is from RefSeq and is a predicted model, not a curated record. Lineage: Eukaryota; Fungi; Ascomycota; Eurotiomycetes; Eurotiales; Aspergillaceae. The transcript has 2 exons.